UUAUUAUUUCAAACUGUACGUACGUAGGAUUAGGAUGUAGGUUUGUCGAGUGGGUUGUUCAUUUCCGCUAACGCACACACCUCUGACGACUCGAAAGUGAGAACAAUUUACACUUUUGUUCACAACUAAACACCCUGCCAGCGGCAAAAGCUGACAGAGAGUGUCCAUGACAGCAACAUGCCGGAAUUAAUCAGCGUUUUGGAGUUCGUAAAUGAGACAAAUGAGGAUCUUAAUUCGCCAACCACGUCGAGUUUCGUGGGGAAAAUGGGAGCCUGUCGCAACGUUGUUGCCCAGUUGGAAGAGACAUUGGAUUCAGACAGGAGCGGCCUUGGUAAGAUGAGGAAGUCAGUUAAGAACAUCUACAACACCGGGAACACAUAUGUUGGCAACCUGCUUUCAUUUGCCGAAAACCUGGAAAAGUUGGGCUCAUCGACGUUGUCGAAAGAGAAGGAGCCAGAUCUAGGAGCUGCCUUCUUGAAGUUCUCGGUCAUCACUAAGGAACUGGCUGCUCUCCUUAAGCAUCUGGUACAAAACAUCAACAACAUUGUGAUGUUCCCGCUGGACUCGUUACUGAAGGGCGACCUCAAAGGCCAGAAAGGAGACAUGAAGAAAACGUUUGAGAAGGCCUGCAAGGACUACGAAUCCAAAUACACCAAAAUUGAACGGGAGAAGAAGCAGUUGGCCAAAGAGGCAGGGCUCAUCAGAACAACGAUAUCAGGCCCUGAGGUGGCUGAGGAAAUGGAGAAGGAAAGGAGGAUGUUCCAGUUACAGAUGUGCGAGUACCUCAUCAAAGUGAAUGACAUCAAGGCCAAAAAGGGGGCGGAGCUAGUCCAGCAUCUAGUGGAAUACUACAGGGUGGAAAACAGUUUCUACCAGGAGGGCUUGAAGACAAUCGAGCAUUUCAAGUCCUACGUCGACGAGCUGGCGGAGAAUGUCAACAAGAUCAAGACGAGACAUGACGAAGAGAAGAAGAAACUACUUGACCUCAGGAACCUUCUCAAGACAAGUCUGUCGUUAGAUAAGGAGACUCCACCAGAGAAGCAAGGCUACAGCCUCCACCAGCUCCAGACCGACAAGGCCCUGGGCACAGAAAAGACCGGCUUCCUGCACAAGCGCACCGAGGGCUUGCGCAAGGUGUACCAGAAACGCCGCUGCGAGAUCAAGGACGGUUAUCUGGGCAUCGCCCACUCCACGGUCAGCAAGGCGCCAGUCCGAAUGAACCUGCUGACUUGUCAGGUCAAACCCUCCCUGGAGGAACAGAGCAAAAAGUACUUUGACCUCGUAGCAAGGGAUAGGACCUACCACUUCAUGGCCGAGACCGAAGAAGAAGCCGCUGAAUGGAUCUCCGUGCUCAACAACAGCAAGAAGUACGCCCUGGACGCGGUCUUUGACGACAGCAACUCGCCGUCUGACAUCCCAAACAAGGGCCUGCAGGAGCUGACGCAGUGCAUCGUCGGGCAGGUCCGGCGGCUGCCGUGUAAUGAUAUCUGCUGCGACUGCUCCGCGCCAGAUCCACAGUGGUUAUCCACCAACCUGGGUAUCCUGACGUGUAUAGAAUGCUCCGGUGUCCAUAGGCAGCUGGGCGUGCACAUAUCGCGGGUCCAGUCCUUGGAGUUGGAUAGACUAGGCACGGCACAACUUCUUAUAGCAAUGACCGUUGGCAAUGCUGACUUCAACGAUGUCUUUGAGGCUAGACUGGAGCCGUCCAAGAAACCGGGACCAAAUAGUACUAUGGAUGAGAGGAAGCAGUUCAUCUUUGCCAAGUACGAGAAACGGAAGUACGUCUUGAAGACGAGCCCUAGCUCUUCCGUCAUGCUGCAAGAUCUGAGGCAGGCUGUGUUGUUAUCAGACAUCGGCCAGCUGCUCAGGGUGUUCGCGGAGGGCGUGGACCUGUCUGCUCCUGUGUCUGACACGUACAACAACGAGACAGCGCUCCACUUCGCUGUCCGGCAGCAAGACGACUCCAACCUCCACAUUGUGGAUUUCCUGGUUCAGAACCUCAGUCGCAUGGACCAGUUUAACCACAGCGGCGACACGCCCUUCCACCUCGCUGCUCGGCAGAAUAAAGCAGACUGUGUCAAGAUCCUACUCAGAGGGGGCGCCAAACCAAGCACAGAAAACGCGAAUGGCGAAACAGCUCUGGAUAUUGUCAUCCGGAAUGGCUACGGUCAGUGUGAGGAGCUGAUGCGGCAGGCCAUGCUGGGCAAACUGCUGCAGUGUGAGCACGUGGACUUUGACUGGGGGUUGAGUGGCGACAACGAAGACGGAGCUGACUUCAGCGAAGAGGAUGACCUAGAUCAACAGGAGAAACCGCAAAGGAAUUCACGUCUACAGAGUCCAGCCCGACGACCAGCCCACCGACCUCAAACUCUCCUCCAGUCUCCCAGCGGCACAUUUCCCAACAAGUUGAGCCGCGAACGCAUCUCGUCGGAGAAGACAGACGGCAGACGAGCGCGAUCGGCAACAGACAGCGUUGUAAUGGAGCGACCAUCCAUGCCACCACCCCCGGUACCACCCCGAAAAGUAGGGAGCAUCUCAAUGAAGAAGAAGGCCCCCAAUCCCCCUUACAUGACCCACAAGAGAAACGCCUCUGACCCAGCUUUUGUCAAUUCCCCUCCCCCGACCCCUCCAGCAAGGAUUACGUCCAUUAGAGAGAGCCCCAAGGGAGACUCAGGUUCAGAUAGAGGCAACAAAGCCUCACCGACACGCCCAUCAUCCACCACUAUGGAUACCAUGAGGAAGCUACUAACUGAUAAACCCAACCUGUUGCUUAAGAACCGCCCACCGAGCUUUGAAGGCCCGCCCCCAGUUCCUUCCAAGAAGAAACUCUCUACAGCCAGUAUUGAGAGCAACGGCGACGGUAGCAGUCGACCAAUCAGCACCACCAGUUACUACACGGCACACAGCAGCCAAUCAGAUAGCAGGCCGAACAGCCAGCAUGAGAGCCAGCCCAAUAGCAGGCCGGGGAGUGGGCGGAGCUCCACAUCUGGUGUGGAGGAGGAGAAAGGAACAGGCGACGCACCCAUGCCGGCUCCACGUGUGCCGAAGAGUCCUACCGGUACCUCGCAGAAGGGAUUGAGGCGCGUGAGGGCGCUCUACGAUUGCCACGCCGACUACGAAGACGAGCUUGAAUUCGAGGAGGGUGAGAUCAUUGUGGUGACGGGGGAGGCUGACAGCGAGUGGUGGAUUGGGGAAGUGGACGGAAUGCCUCACCGACGAGGAGUCUUCCCGGUCAAUUUUGUGGAGAUCAGCAACGGAUAAUCGAUCGAUUGAUUGAUUGAUUGAUCAAUAGCUGAUAAUCACCCACCAUAGACUUCCUUUGUGAUCAUGUGCUGCUUCUCCAGACACGUAAAUACAAGUAUUUCCAAAUAUCUACUUUUAACAUCCGCCCAUACCAAGUCCUCUAGAAUGCAUUGAAAUUUUCCGUUGUUGCGAAUUGAAGGAAACAGAUUGUAGACAUUUUUGGAAGUUUUCCAGUCUUACUAUCAGAAAACAUACGUUGGAGUUAAGAAUAAAGUUAAGUCCAACUCAUAUCCUGUUUGUUUUCGAAAUAUAUCAAUAGUUCAAAAUCAUCAGAGGGUUUAAGGUAGGGUAGAUCAUUUGUCAUUUGUGCAUUUUUUUUCGUUUGAAGCAAUAAAAGUGCCAAAAAUAGGGUGCUUAGCAACUAUUCUGAUGAAAUUUUAGCUCAGUGAA
This is a messenger RNA of Patiria miniata (bat star), 3693 nucleotides long. Its product is annotated as arf-GAP with SH3 domain, ANK repeat and PH domain-containing protein 1-like. Gene Ontology annotation, biological process: positive regulation of GTPase activity. Lineage: Eukaryota; Metazoa; Echinodermata; Asteroidea; Valvatida; Asterinidae. Gene Ontology annotation, cellular component: cytoplasm. Gene Ontology annotation, molecular function: protein binding; GTPase activator activity. The transcript has 21 exons. The coding region runs from base 178 to 3261 and encodes 1027 amino acids. The record is from RefSeq and is a predicted model, not a curated record.